AUGGCGGACGAUUGGGAAGAGAGUGAACCUGUUGUGGUACCGGCACCAACUACCUACGUCCAAAAUUCACGUGUGUUCCAUCCAACUGGAAGGGGAAGAGGAAGAGGAGGAUGGAGGGCUCCUAGUGACGAUUCCAAUCAGAGAUAUCGUGGCCAAGACAACAGGGAUAACCGGCGAAACUUCAACAACGAUCCCAGUAAUAAAAAAAUUAUAACGGUGUCGUCAGAUAAAGUUGGUCGCAUUAUUGGGAAAGGUGGAAGUAAAAUUCGUGAUCUUGAAUAUGAAUCCGAAGCUAAGAUAAAGAUUGGGGACUCCAGCGGCAGUUUGACCACCAUAACACUGUUCGGUUCCACUGAUGCAACCAGUAAAGUCGAAGAUAUGAUCAAUAAACUGAUCGAGGACCGUAAACCUCCAUCGAGGGAACAUUUUGACAACAGUAACACCGGCGGUGGUUCUAACGAUUUUAUGAAAAAAAGUCACGACGGUGUCGAAAUCAUUGAUUGGGAUAAAUUAAAUGCUGCCCAUGAUGAAGAACAACAAAAAAGAUGGGAUAACCUACCUCCGAUCAUUAAAGAUUUCUAUAAGGAAGAUCCCACUGUGGCUGGCAUGACACCAGCUGAUGUAACUCGCUGGAGAUUGGCCAACCAUGACAUUCAAGUAAAAAGAACUUUUGAUGACAAACCAGGGCUCCGUCCCAUACCCAACCCUGUUUUAACAUUUGAACAAGCAUUUCAUCAAUAUCCAGAAAUUUUGGAAGAAAUUUAUAAGCAAGGUUUUAAGCAACCGUCUCCAAUUCAGAGUCAAGCUUGGCCAAUUUUGCUCAGGGGUGAUGACAUGAUUGGUAUAGCACAAACUGGAACUGGGAAGACAUUAGCUUUUCUGUUGCCUGCUUUAAUACAUAUUGAUGGACAAACCAUUCCUAGGGAAGAGAGAGAAGGUCCAACUGUACUAAUAUUAGCACCAACUCGGGAACUUGCCUUGCAGAUUGAGAAAGAAACAUUAAAAUACCAAUACAAGGGAAUAACUUCUGUCUGCCUAUAUGGCGGUGGAGAUAGAAAGGAACAAAUAAAAAUGUGUAAAGGGGGUGUAGAUAUUGUGAUUGCUACACCAGGAAGAUUGAAUGAUCUCGUCUUGGCCAGACAUCUGAAUAUUAUUAACUUCUCAUAUAUUGUUCUUGAUGAAGCAGACAGAAUGUUGGAUAUGGGUUUCGAACCACAAAUCAGAAAGUCCUUAUUUGAUGUUAGGCCUGACCGCCAAACUGUUAUGACAUCUGCCACUUGGCCUGCAGGUGUACGUCGUCUAGCCGAGUCAUAUAUGAAAGAUCCAAUACAAGUGAAUGUAGGAUCUCUAGACCUUGCAGCUGUACACACUGUAACUCAGAAAAUUGUGUUCCUAGAGGAAGAUGAAAAGGAGGCAGCUCUUUUUGAAUUCAUUCAAAACAUGGAUAAAAAUGAUAAAGUCAUUAUAUUCUGCGGGAAGAAAGCUACAGCCAGACAUAUUUCUACUGAACUCUGCUUAAAGGGCAUCGAGUGUCAAUCUCUUCAUGGAGAUAGGGAACAAGUUGAUCGUGAAGCUGCUUUAGAAGAAAUGGUUGAUGGCACAGUCAAUAUCCUAGUAGCAACUGAUGUAGCUUCCAGGGGCAUUGAUAUAAAAGACUUAACACAUGUUAUCAACCUGGAUUUCCCUCGUCACAUUGAAGAGUACGUCCACAGAGUUGGUAGAACUGGCAGAGCUGGGAAGACUGGUAUUUCACUGUCUUUUAUAACAAGACAGGACUGGGCUCAUGCUCAGGAUUUGAUCAAAAUCUUAGAAGAAGCUAAUCAAGAAAUUCCAGAUGAGUUAUUGUCUAUGGCUAACAGAUUUGAGGCUAUGAAAAUUCGUAGGGAACAAGAGGGUGGGGAUAGACGGGGCCGCGGUGGAAGGGGUAGGAGGGAGGGGUAG
Messenger RNA from Danaus chrysippus (African queen), 1941 nucleotides. The record is from the annotation of a GenBank genome assembly. NCBI's taxonomy places the organism in Eukaryota, Metazoa, Arthropoda, Insecta, Lepidoptera, Nymphalidae.